Durusdinium trenchii is the source of this 537-nucleotide messenger RNA. NCBI's taxonomy places the organism in Eukaryota, Dinophyceae, Suessiales, Symbiodiniaceae. The record is from the annotation of a GenBank genome assembly.
CUCUGUCCGAAAGGGAGGGCUGUGGGAGCGCUAAUUGAUGAACAUGAAGAGAGGCGAGAGGCCCCGUGGAGUCGGUGGUGAACCUCGCACUUCGCUACCGGAAUCUGGUGGCGGAGAUGAAGGCCGAGAACAUCACCCUGGACGACGCGGAGGUGGCUUGGUUCUUCAAGCAGAAGCUCAACCUGACGGAGAUGCAGAAGCAGAUGCUCGAGACGACUCUAUCUGGCAUGACUGAGGCCUAUGCUGAUGUGGAGCGAGAGUCCGUGAGGAUCCUCUUGCCCCUUCGAGCACAAGCAGGAAGCCUUUUGGUGGACUACAGCGACGGUCAUGGAGGACGACUUCAACAAGUGCCGAGGGUCGACAACGUCUUCUUUGGCCUCUGGCUCAACUUCAACGCUACGUUGUAUUCCUGGUCCAGAGGCAUCCGACUUGCUUCCGCUGGGCCGAGCAGGGCAGUGUGAUACACCCUCUCGAUUCGAGAGUUCCUUGCAUAGGCAUCGACAUCAAGGGCAAGGACGCCCACAUCCAGAUCACCAG